UUUGAGAUACCACUUCAGAUCCGGCUUAACAGGGAGCUGAGUUAGCUGAACUUGAUAACUUCCAAAAAAAAAAUAUCGAAAUUGAACUGACAAAGAUAGAGAUAGAUAGAGAGAGAGAAUGAGAUAUGGCGGAGGUAGAAAGAGGCGAAUGCUGUUGCAACCGUUUCUGGUUCUGUGUGCGACGGUGACCAGUGUGGGAUUGUUGAUGCUGGCGCUGAGGCCGUUGGAUCCUCCAAUCACUGUCGAUUUUCCUAGGGAUGUCAAACUCGGAGAUUCAGACAGCUCGAGCUCCGAUGACGGGGGCACGGGCUUCGUCCGAGAUAAACCGUGCGCAACGGUGGAGGAAAUGGGGAAGGAUUUCGAAAAUGGUGUUGUUGGGAAGGAAACGCUGAGAGUGAGGAGAAUUAUCGAGGAUCACUUCGUCCUGAACGGUGCUUCGAGAAUCAGGGAUUUGCCACCGGAGCAGUUCUGUAGUCAUGGAUUUGUUCUGGGAAAGACUGCAGAGGCAGGUUUUGGGAACGAAAUGUACAAGGUCUUAACUGCUGCAGCACUGAGUAUAAUGUUAAACCGGUCCUUGAUCAUUGGCCAAACCAGAGGCAAAUAUCCUUUUGGGGAUUACAUUUCUUAUUCCAACUAUACUUUUACAAUGAAUGAAAUAAAACAUCUGUGGAGAGAAAAUGGUUGUGGAACCAAAUAUGGGAGGCAACUGGUUAUGAGGACAGAUGAUUUUGAAAAGCCAGCUCAAACAAAUGUUCUCUGUAGCAAUUGGAAGGAAUGGAAGCAACCUAUCAUUUGGUUUCAAGGAACCACAGAUGCCGUGGCAGCUCAAUUUUUCUUGAAAAAUAUACACUCUCAGAUGAGGAAGGCUGCUUUUGAUUUAUUUGGGGAUCCUCAAGUCCUGGGAUCUCAACCAAAUGUAUUUGGAGAGAUCAUGAGGGUUCUCGUAUCCCCUUCAAAAGAUGUCGAGGCAGCUGUCAAUUGGGUUAUUGGUGGUGGGGAGAAUCCUGACAUCUCAUUGCAUAUGCGGAUGCUUAUGAAUAGGUCCAUCAGAGCAGUACAGGCUGCAUUACAUUGCAUAAAAAAAGCCAUAGAGAGUCAGCACCUAAUGUCAAGACCAAAGGUGGUUGUGGUGUCAGAUACACCUACUCUUGUUGAAAGUAUUGUGCCCAACAUUAGCGAAUUCGCACAGGUUAUUUAUUUUGAUUAUAAAAAGUUCAAAGGAAAUGCCUUUGAAGAUUUGCCCAAGAAAGAUUUUAGAGUGAAGGAUUGGGGUCCAGCACCCAGAUGGGUUGCUUUUGUGGAUUUCUUUCUUGCAUCUCGUGCCAAAUAUGCUGUUGUCUCUGGAGCUCAACGUCGUGUUGGAACUACGUAUGCUCAGUUAAUCGCUGCACUGGCUGCAACACGGAAUCUGGGAGAGAACUCGACUGGUUCAAGUUUUUCAUUUCUGAGCAGUUUCCAGAGUAAUAUUUUGACGGAAGGUUUAAAGAAUCAAAUUGGGUGGGGCCAUGUGUGGAACAGAUAUGCUGGACAGUUAAGUUGUCAUAAUCAGACCAAUCAAUGUGCUUUCACACCAAUUCUCCCUCCCGGUUGGUGGGACGGCCUAAUGCAGUCUCCUAUUCCAAAGGAUAUUAAUCGUCUUGCUGCCUAUGGCAUCACACUGUCUGUUCUUGGCACAGUUGAUUUCGAUUCCCUUCAAAAUCACUGUAGUUCAAGGAAAAAUGUUGAGAGAACCAUCACUUUCAAUUUGUAGCCUUUGCAAGUCACAUAUUGUAUUCUUUACGGUAUUAAACAUAAUAAUUUAUUAGUAUAGAAUUUGUUGCCUCA
This is a messenger RNA of Vigna umbellata (rice bean), 1824 nucleotides long. RefSeq lists its product as uncharacterized. Lineage: Eukaryota; Viridiplantae; Streptophyta; Magnoliopsida; Fabales; Fabaceae. The record is from RefSeq and is a predicted model, not a curated record.